AUGUUUUUGGAGAAGCUUGUCGAGGUUGGAGAGGUGCCUCUUAGUGCAAUCGGCGGUAGAAGAGGAAGAAGAAAUUACAGAAGGAUUGAGGGGAGAUUGGUUGUACUUGAAGCUGUCGGCGCCCCUCGCCUGAAAAAGGUGGACCUGGUGCGCCGGGAGGGAGGUCGCGUCCUCAAUAGCUCCGGCCACGUGGGCCGGGUCUGGGGGAACCGAAUUGGGAUCGUCGGGUUGAUCUACGCGAUGGCAGAGAGUGGGAUUGUUGCGGCUACGGAUCGGGAUGACGUUUGGACCAGCGUUGCGGCCGGGCUCGGGACCGGCGCCGUUUGUAGGGCGGCGAGAGGGGUGAGGUCUGCUGCUGUCGCUGGGGCUUUGAGAGGGCUGGCUGCAGGAGCUGUGGUUAGGGUUGGGCAACGGGACGGGACGGGAUACCCGUCCCGUUUGAAACGGGUACCCAGUCCCGUUUGGAGGCCAAAGUCCUUCCCAUAUCCCAAACCCAUAUGGGAAACGGGUAUCCAUUAA
Messenger RNA from Linum tenue, 519 nucleotides. The record is from the annotation of a GenBank genome assembly. Lineage: Eukaryota; Viridiplantae; Streptophyta; Magnoliopsida; Malpighiales; Linaceae.